Macadamia integrifolia is the source of this 1429-nucleotide messenger RNA. Its product is annotated as probable LRR receptor-like serine/threonine-protein kinase At3g47570. NCBI's taxonomy places the organism in Eukaryota, Viridiplantae, Streptophyta, Magnoliopsida, Proteales, Proteaceae. Gene Ontology annotation, molecular function: protein kinase activity; ATP binding. Gene Ontology annotation, biological process: protein phosphorylation. The transcript is spliced from 2 exons. The coding region runs from base 133 to 1383 and encodes 416 amino acids. The record is from RefSeq and is a predicted model, not a curated record.
UUAGAUCUUUCACACAACAAUUUCUCUGGGUUUAUUCCAAAAUAUUUGGGAACGUUUGAGGGUUUGCAAAAUUUGAAUUUAUCAUUUAAUCAUUUGGAGGGUGAAGUACCAGUAGAAGGAGUCUUUGGAAAUAUGAGCAUGGUUUCAAUCGUUGGAAACAAUAAGCUUUGUGGUGGUAUUCAAGAACUUCAUUUGACAUCAUGUGAGGCUCAAAAGUCAAAAGAAAAUGGUAUGUCUCAUGUUUUGAAGUUGAUAGUCACCAUAUGUGGUUGUGCAGCCUUCCUCUCUAUGAUUAUUAUGAUAUUUUUCUUCAUUAUUUACCAGAGAAGAAAAGAAAAUAAAGAAUCCACAACAUUUUUGAUAGGAGAUCAUCAUUUUAGGAUCUCUUAUACCCAACUCCUUAAGGCUACAAAUGGAUUCUCUUCAGAAAAUUUGAUUGGAGAGGGAAGUUAUGGUUCUGUGUAUGAAGCUGUUCUCUAUCAUGGGGAAAUUUCAGUUGUUGUUGCAGUGAAGGUCCUCAAUACUGAACAAAGAUAUGCUUCCAAGAGUUUCAUAGCAGAAUGUGAAGCAUUUAGAAACAUCCGGCAUCGUAAUCUUGUGAAAAUAUUAACAUCUUGCUCAAGUGUAGAUUUUGAAGGAAAUAAUUUUAUGGCUUUAAUCUAUGAGUUCAUGCCUGGUGGGAAUUUGGAGAGGUGGUUGCAUCCACAUGCAAAUGGUCUACAAGAUGGACCAAGGCCUUUAAAGUUUAUUCAAAGAUUGAAUAUUGCCAUUGAUAUAGCAACAUCAUUGGAAUAUCUUCACCACCAUUGUCAUAUACAAAUUAUUCACUGUGAUAUAAAGCCAAGCAAUAUUCUUCUUGAUGAUGAUUUGACUGCAUAUUUGGGUGAUUUUGGGAUAUCAAAAAUUCUUUCAAAAGCGGCAGGUAGAUCUCAAAAUCAAACUAGUACAAUCGGAAUAAAAGGAUCUAUUGGAUACAUUGCACCAGAGUAUGGUGCAGGUGCUGAUGUUUCAACACAUGGUGAUGUCUACAGCUAUGGAAUUCUCUUGUUAGAGAUGUUCACAAAGAAGCAACCUACUGAUGAAAUGUUCAAGGAUAACUUUAAUCUUCACUGUUGGGCUCAGAUGGCUUUGCAUGAUGGAGUGAUAGCCGACCCAACACUUUUACCCAUGGAGGAAGAUAAAGAAGAGGCAACAAUAACAAUUUCCAACAUCGGUGGAAGUCGAAAAAGCAUGAGGGAUAGAAUGCAAGAAUGCCUUAAUUUAGUUAUCAGAAUUGGAGUUACUUGCUCGACUGAAUCACCAUGGGAUCGAAUGAAUAUGAAUGAUGUGGUCAAAGCACUACAUUUGAUCAAGGACAUUUAUCUUGGAGUUGAUUCUCAAUGAGAAAGAUAAACCAUGAUAAGGGCUAUGAAAUUUGGUUGGUUAUCGU